GUGUGUGUGUGUAUGUGUUGGAUCAGCGUGCGUGCAUGUGUGUGUGUGACGGGCCUAUAUUCGAGGUGCACCCUGUAGUUUAAUGUGGCUCGUGCGCGGUUUUGAGGUUAUUUCGGUACCGCUCUCGUGUAACUGACCUAUCUACACCGCUCGGCGGUAAAAGCUGCGUUUCUUUAUUUCCACUCCGGCGCUCCGAACGACGGGUCGCGUUCCCGAGUGCUCCUCUGUGCUUCUCGCGCGCGACCAAGGUGAAUCAAAGCGGCAGCCGUGCGUUACUCCGGCCUGCCGCGGCAGCAGUGCAACCUAACCUAACUUUGAACAGCGAGGCACCCAGGAUCGCUGCUCGUGAUUCGUGAUGUGCUACAUCGCGUGAACACGUUCUAUCGUUCUUUUGUUAUUCGCGCUCUGUUUCCUCGGAGAGGACUGUUUGUUCCCGUGGGACUGUCUUUGCGCUGCUCGCACGUGAAUAUCUUGCCGAGCGGCGUGAUCUCUUCAUGAUGUUACAACUAUUGUUUGUACUUAACAUUGACAGCCAACUACUGUGACAAAACGUCAGUGCCUGUAAGACUGUGUUCUUGUACGUGCUGACUUUUUUAUCGGAGCAAAAUGUUGUGCAUAAAGAAACUAUAUCGGGAGGAGUUGCUGCAAUUGGCACUGCUGCUCUCCUUGCUGCGUGUGGAUCCAGAGCAUUAUCUGGGCCUAGACAUUCAGACCAUCGGUGUAAGAUCCUUGGAUCUCAACAAUGGAUCUGGAUGGCACACAGACACUACGAUUAUCCAUCGUCCAAUGUAUGUGCACCCAAAAAAUCCAGAUUCCAUGCUUCUAAAUUAUCAGAGGGAUCUGUUUGAGGAACUGAACUCGCUAGGAAGAUACAAUAGAAUGAACUCUGGCUUCAAUGCCAUACACGCUUACCUACUGAAUAUCGAAGAAUCUAAUAGAGAUGCAGCAGUAGCAGGUCCUAGUGAGUCUAUUUCAACGAGUCCAACGAGGAACGUGACAUCUCCAGAUCAACCAAACUCCACACAAAGCCCUGCAGAGCCAGUCAGCACAGCGGAACUUACUCAAGAGGAUAUGGACUUGAUCGAGGUGCUGUGGAAGCAGGAUGUGGAUCUGGGAUUCACGCUGGUGGAGCCGGCGGCGGCACCCACCAAAAAGCCGUCCACGUCGAAGAAGGAAUCGGCGGAUGAGAUCGAGAAGCUGAAAGCCUUGGAAGCUAUUAAUGCCACCAAUCAGAAGGAUGACGCCAAAGAACCGGAGACGCAAGAUGACGACCCAUGGGCAGGACUUCCUUACACCGUAGACCUGGAAACCGGUGAAUACAUUCUCAGCUCCAGCGGUCAAAACGGAAGCGGAAGCAGCAUCGGAGAGGACAGUCCGCUUCUCAACGAAGCAUCGUUGGGUUUGGACAAUCACCCGUUGACUGGCCUGACUGAUGAUUCGCUGGUGCUAAAUGACACUCUGGGACUCGGGCAUGACUUUACCUCGGAGCUUCUCGGAGGUAGUCUCUUAGGAAGCGCCGGCGUAGAGGGUCUCCUCAGCAACGAUACGCUGGGCUUGCCCGACGAAUUUAAUCUCGAGGAGGCGCUCCAGCUCGUCGGCCUCGAUGAGACUCAACCAGAGGCUUGCGAGGAGACGAAACCGGAAGUGAAGAAGAAAAAGAAAGAGGACACCUCCGAGGACUCCGCGAGUGCAAAGGGCAGCGCGGCCAUCUCCGAGUCGAGUAACGCCGAGGUCGCGAAGUCAUCCAGGUGCGAGGAUCCCGAGACCGGCGACAUGAUUCACACACCGCAGUUUCAUCAUCCCCAUCAUCCUCACCACCGCUCCUUCCAGGGUCGUAUGCCGUUCAUGCGAGCGAUGAGCGUGGAACAGCGGUGGCAAGAUCUCGCGUCUCUGUUAUCCCUCCCGGGAGCACCAGAUCAUUUCGCACAUCCGGUGCAUACGGGAUAUCCAGGACACGGUAUAAGUCACAGUCAUUACGAGGCGCAACGUAACGUACUGCUCCACAAUCCUACCUUGGCACCACCGGUCGGGGAUCUCAAUUCGACGGGACCUUAUCACAAUGUCGGUGGGUCGUCGAAUUUGGGUUCAGCAGUGGCAACAUCGAUGAAUCUGACAAACAGCAGUGAACCAAUGGGUGCAGAAAGCGGUGCAACUUACAAGUCUGAGCCUAGCGAUAUGAUGUAUUAUCAUACGCCGGCAGCAGACUCCAUCAACCAGACCACGGACGGAUUUCUCUCGUCCCUACUUAAUGACGAGGAUUUACAUCUGAUGGACAUGGCCAUGAACGACGGCAUGUAUACCAUGCGCAUGCUGGAUAAUGGCAACAACAAUACAUCAGGACCCACCACUGGCGCGACCGCUCUACCGGGUGUGCAAACAGCCGGCGGUACAGCUUCGACGGCUACCGGUGUCACGACUCUACCUGCCGUAGCCGACGAGAGGAUGGACGCUUCGAGCGACAGCGCCGUCAGUAGUAUGGGUAGCGAACGUGUACCGUCCCUCUCGGACGGCGAGUGGAUGGAAACUGGAUCCAAUUCCAGCCAUACCCAGGCUGACUCUCAUUACAGCAUGGAUUAUGCGAGCAAGUAUCGCAUGCCGUACGACUGUAGCUAUUCGGUCUCCGGAAGGAAUGCUGGUUCACCGAGAUGUCAAACGGAACGAACCGUCGCGCCGGUCGCACAGAAGAAACAUCAAAUGUUCGCCAAGCGAUAUUUCCAGGAGCAAGGCACUUGCUCACCUUUGGGCGCUACCGCACAUCCGAUUACUCCGAUGAAAUAUGAAUAUGACACGCAUACGGUUGGCGCGGGUGCGCCAGGCAACGCGUAUUCUGGACCGAUCGAGGGCGCAGCCGGCCCGCAGCCAGAAAUGAAAUAUAGUUGUAGCGUGGACUUUAGCCGUCAUCAAUCUGGGCGAUCUGCAAUAGAACAUGUUCAUCAUAAUCAUACCUAUCACUUGCCUGCCGAGAGUUCGGGAUCCCUUCAACGUCCUAUUUCGCGCGACAAGAAAGUCCGCAAAAGCGAAGCAGAGGAGCAUCUAACGAGAGACGAAAAAAGAGCAAGAGCAUUGAGCGUGCCGAUCGCAGUGAGUGACAUCAUCAACCUUCCCAUGGAUGAGUUUAACGAACGUCUCAGUAAAUACGAUCUUAGCGAGGCCCAAUUAUCCCUAAUACGCGACAUUAGAAGACGCGGCAAGAAUAAGGUCGCCGCGCAGAAUUGUCGCAAACGCAAAUUGGAUCAGAUCCUAAGUCUAGCCGAUGAAGUGAAGGGAAUGCGAGAUCGCAAGAUGUUGCUUAUACGCGAUCGUGAUAGUAUGCGCUUGGAGAUACAGCGAGUGAAGGACAAGUUUAGCCAACUUUAUCGUCACAUUUUCCAGUCUCUACGAGAUCCAGACGGUAAUCAGUACCAUCCGUACGAGUACAGUCUUCAACAGUCCGUGGAUGGCAACAUUCUGCUGGUUCGCAGAAAUCAGACGAACCCUCAUCAAUCUCGGCAAUCUUCGAUGGAGCCGAAGACGAAACCCGAUCCUGAGCACAAGGAAUGAAACUGUCAAAGGAUCGUAUACCAACGUGAUUGGUUAUCAGAGAACUUACGUCAUUCUUGGACGGAGCACGUGCGUCCGAAGCGCAGUGGGAGCGAACACGGUGCCGGGGACACCGGUGUUGGGCGUAUAAUAAAAUACACAUCGAUACAUUUACGAAUACACACUCGGAAUCGUUAUACUACAUUCGCGAAUAUUUGCCCAGGCAGAUCGGUCGGAGGCAAGGAUCGUACGCAUUAACUGACUUCAUCAUGCAUAAUUCUUAUCGAAUAGAACUCAUGACUGGGGACACACUUGACGUAUUUCGCACUGUGUCCGAACAAACAACGAAAAUUCUUUGACGUACGAGUUCACGAAAAUUCACGUACGAGUCGCUGCUACGCAAAUUUCCAGCAACUAAAUUUUUCCAGCAACAUAUUUAGGAAUUUUAGUAGCAACAGAAGGGGUAGGAUUAGCAUUUUUCCUAAUGGUGGUUUUUUUUCUUUCUUUUUUUCCAAAGUGAUACUACAGUUUUCAGUUAUUUGUGGGUCAUUUAUCUCAAUAUACUUUUAUUUCCGAAGAACCAUCUUAUUCUCCGUGUGCGCACUCCCUUUUUGUUUUCAUAAUCAAAGGCUUUUGUAUUACGCAGUUGGAUAACGAUGUUACACUCAUGAUGCAUUUCCUUCGACUCGUCAAUAAAGGAAAUUACGAAUAACCGAGCGCUUGGAAAUUUUUUAUCUUUUAAGUUACACGGAGCGAUGCCAAACAUAUAUUUUGAGUUUUUAUACUGGCCUUACAUAGCGAUAUGUAUUUAUGUGAAAUGGUAAUGGAAUAAAUUUAACCAUUUUCGCGGGCUUUCUUUGUGACCCGGUUGAAACCGGUCACUACUUGUCUGCGAUGUUGAGAGAAAUUUACAACUGUCAACACGCAAAUGACAUUGACGCGGGUAUUAUGUCGUUGAAUGACGCACGAGAACUGUUAUGUCACCGUAAUUGAAGCAAUUCUAAAUUAAUCUCUUAUUCCAAUACUACUCUUCCUGCUUCAUACGUAAAAUACGCUUGUUAACUUCUUGAAGUGCAUGUACGUAAACGUGUAGCUCUGAUAUACGUGCAGUGAUACGCUAUAAAUUUACAAGGCUCAUACUUUCUUUUUCUUCCUUUUUUUUAUAUUUGUGAGAGAGAAAGGUAUUUUCAUGACGUUUCGAUGUAAUUGUUUCUAUCUAUGCAUACGAUAUAUAUAUAUAUAUAUAUAUAUAUAUAUAUAUAUAUAUAGGAAUGCGACGAUUCCAUUGAAACGUACCUAUCCAAUGAUUUCAAUCUAUCGAUUGCGAUUAUUGCUAGAAGUAUACUUAAUUACCAAAAUUAUGACACACUCAUGCCCCGCCCCGAGCCAAAAACUGAGCUGCAGCGGGCGAGAUGCUGAGUAAACACGUCGCACACGUGUCAUCGCGAUAUGGGACAAGCACGGAAAAACACACGCGCAUAUGUACUAUUAAAUAACCUUGUUGCGUUAUGAUCUUAGAGAAUAUGUAUAUCGUUUUUUGAAGCGCUUAAAGUUCCGAGAGCGGUAGCGUCGUGAAUGUAUAAU
Messenger RNA from Harpegnathos saltator (Jerdon's jumping ant), 5103 nucleotides. RefSeq names its product NFE2 like bZIP transcription factor cap-n-collar (gene cnc). NCBI's taxonomy places the organism in Eukaryota, Metazoa, Arthropoda, Insecta, Hymenoptera, Formicidae. The coding region runs from base 607 to 3540 and encodes 977 amino acids. The record is from RefSeq and is a predicted model, not a curated record. Gene Ontology annotation, biological process: regulation of transcription by RNA polymerase II. The transcript is spliced from 13 exons. Gene Ontology annotation, molecular function: RNA polymerase II cis-regulatory region sequence-specific DNA binding; DNA-binding transcription factor activity, RNA polymerase II-specific. Gene Ontology annotation, cellular component: nucleus.